This is a messenger RNA of Gossypium arboreum, 2940 nucleotides long. RefSeq names its product delta-1-pyrroline-5-carboxylate synthase-like. NCBI's taxonomy places the organism in Eukaryota, Viridiplantae, Streptophyta, Magnoliopsida, Malvales, Malvaceae. Gene Ontology annotation, cellular component: cytoplasm. Gene Ontology annotation, molecular function: kinase activity; glutamate-5-semialdehyde dehydrogenase (NADP+) activity; ATP binding. The record is from RefSeq and is a predicted model, not a curated record.
GGCAUUUUUCUGCUGCUGAAACCUGGGUGUGCUCCUAGGCGAAAUGACUUGCAUGGUUUUACCUUAUAGGAUCAGCAAUUGGGUGUUAAAGUGGGGCAUUGGUACACACCGAGACUAGAAAAACAAAGUCCAAGAGAGACGUGAAUCACUUUCAAACUAGACAAAUGAAAAAAGCCGACCAUUUCUCACGUCUUUCAGGUGUGACUAAAAGUCGUGCAUUGAUUUUGGUGGCGAUCUUGCUUUGUCGCUUACCGCAGCAGAUUUCAAAAGCUUAGGAGUACGUGGCGAUAUCUCCAUCGCCCGCGUUGUUUUCUUCCCCUAAUGAUUGGAGGGUAUAAAUACGAAGAUCUAAUCAACCUGAUUUCUGAAAUAAAACACCAUCAUCGUCUUCGAGUCGCCUCAACCACCCAAUUUAACUCAGAAAAAGCGGCAGUUGCCUAUCUGACGCAGUUUUCCAGGAGAUGUGGCUUUGUCCCUUCGCUGAGAACGCCAUGGAAUCUGAACGAACUUUCAUGAGAAACGUAAAGCGUGUGUUCGUUAAGGUGGGAACAGCUGUGGUAACUCGAGCUGAUGGAAGAUUAGCAGUGGGGAGGCUUGGAGCUUUAUGUGAACAGCUUAAGGAACUGAAUUCUCAAGGGUAUGAGAUUGUUUUGGUCACUUCAGGUGCUGUUGGUCUUGGUCGUCAAAGGCUUAGAUAUAGGAAAUUGGUUAAUAGCAGCUUGGCUGAUCUUCAAAACCCACAAUAUGAACUUGAUGGGAAGGCUUGUGCUGCUGUUGGGCAGAGUAGUUUAAUGGCUCUCUACGACACCUUGUUUAGCCAGCUUGAUGUUUCUUCUUCACAACAUCUUGUGACUGAUACUGAUUUUAGGAAUGGUAGUUUCAGAAAGCAACUCUCUGAAACAGUGAAAUCCUUAUUAGCUUUGAAAGUUAUUCCAAUUUUCAACGAGAAUGAUGCAGUCAGCACCCGAAGAGCACCUUAUGAGGAUUCUUCUGGUAUAUUCUGGGAUAAUGACAGCCUGGCAGGUCUCUUGGCUUUGGAGCUACAAGCUGACCUCCUUGUGUUAUUGAGUGAUGUGGAGGGUCUUUAUAGUGGACCACCAAGUGAUCCAGAUUCAAAGCUGAUCCAUACCUAUAUAAAAGAAAAACAUCAAGGAGAAAUAACAUUUGGAGACAAGUCCAGGCUUGGUAGGGGUAUGACUGCCAAGGUUAAUGCUGCUGUCUGUGCAGCUUAUGCUGGUAUCCCUGUUGUUAUUACUAGUGGAUAUGCCACAGACAGCAUUAUAAAGGUACUCCAAGGAAAGCGUAUUGGUACGCUGUUUCAUCAAGAUGCACACUUAUGGACUUCAGUUAAAGAAGUUGGUGCACGUGAGAUGGCAGUUGCAGCACGGGAAUGUUCCAGAAGGCUUCAGGCAAUGCACUCAGAUGAUAGGAGGAAAAUUUUACUGGACAUAGCUGAUGCUCUUGAGGCCAAUGAAAGUUUGAUUAAGGUUGAAAAUGAAGCAGAUGUUGCUGAUGCCCAGGAUGCUGGAUAUGAUAAGUCAUUAGUAGCUCGUUUGGCCCUGAAGCCUGGAAAGAUAGCUAGUCUUGCAAAAUCUGUUCGUGUACUUGCUGAGAUGGAAGAGCCUAUUGGUCAAGUGUUAAAGAGAACAGAGCUUGCAGAUGGACUCAUCUUGGAAAAAACGUCUUGCCCUCUAGGUGUCCUGCUGAUUGUAUUUGAGUCUCGACCUGAUGCCCUAGUUCAGAUAGCUUCACUGGCCAUUCGAAGUGGGAAUGGCCUUCUGCUGAAAGGUGGCAAAGAAGCUAAGCAGUCAAAUGCAAUCUUGCACAAGGUCAUUACUUCGGCCAUUCCAAAAAGCAUUGGAAACAAACUAAUUGGACUUGUGGCUUCAAGAGAGGAUAUUCCUGAUUUACUUAAGCUUGAUGAUGUGAUAGAUCUUGUGAUCCCCAGAGGCAGCAAUAAGCUGGUUUCUCAAAUUAAGGAAUUGACAAAAAUUCCUGUUCUUGGCCAUUCUGAUGGAAUUUGUCAUGUUUAUGUUGACAAAUCAGCUAAGGGGGAUACGGCCAAGCGCAUUGUUCUGGAUGCAAAGAUAGACUAUCCUGCAGCAUGUAACGCUAUGGAAACGCUUCUUGUACACAAGGAUCUGUCUAGUAAUGGUUUGCUCAAUACACUUACCAAGGAACUCCAACAUGAAGGUGUGACCCUUUAUGGUGGACCAAGAGCGAGUUCCUUGUUAAAUAUUCCUGAGGCACAUUCAUUUCAUCAUGAGUACAGUUCAAUGGCCUGCACAGUUGAAAUUGUGGAUGAUGUGCAGGCUGCUAUUGACCAUAUACAUCAACAUGGAAGUUCUCACACUGAUUGCAUUGUCACUGAAAAUCAUGAAGUUGCUGAAAUUUUCUUACAUGGAGUUGACAGUGCUGCAGUAUUUCAUAAUGCAAGCACUCGAUUUUGUGAUGGAGCCCGAUUUGGACUUGGUGCUGAGGUUGGAAUAAGUACUAGCAGGAUCCACGCCCGAGGCCCAGUCGGGGUUGAAGGACUGUUAACAACUCGAUGGAUCUUGAGGGGGAGUGGGCAGGUGGUGGAUGGUGACAAAGGGGUUAUUUACACCCACAGGGAUCUUACUCAGUAAACUUAACUAUAGUCUGCUUCAAGAGAUGCAAAGAAAUUUGUCUUUUUAUUGUCUUUUUCAUGCUUAUUAUUACUAGUUUCUAUCUUGUAAUAUAGCACUGCAGAUCUGCUUAGGUAACUGCGUAUGGCGUUACUCUUUUUUUUCCCCAGUUGUUUUCACCCUUACUAUCAUAUUAUGUCAUGGAUAAAGAUUUUAAGAUUACAUCUAGGAUUUUUGGCAAGCUGUUAAGGUGAAAAAGAUUGAUAUGGCAGGUUGAAAUUCUUAUUGCUGGAAAGUUUGAAUGCAACACCAGAUUCAUUCAUGAAAAAGGAAA